Messenger RNA from Xyrauchen texanus (razorback sucker), 4254 nucleotides. Its product is annotated as gastrula zinc finger protein XlCGF8.2DB-like. Gene Ontology annotation, biological process: regulation of transcription by RNA polymerase II. The transcript has 3 exons. Gene Ontology annotation, molecular function: DNA-binding transcription factor activity; RNA polymerase II cis-regulatory region sequence-specific DNA binding. The coding region runs from base 80 to 1180 and encodes 366 amino acids. The record is from RefSeq and is a predicted model, not a curated record. Lineage: Eukaryota; Metazoa; Chordata; Actinopteri; Cypriniformes; Catostomidae.
AAAUUCACCAGAAGUUGCAGAAAACACAAGAAGAAGAAGAAGACCUGAGAUCCACAACACCGUUUGAGCGCUAAAAUCGAUGUUCAUCAUGAGAGAGCAGGUGGAUGUGAUUCAUGCUGGAGAACAGCAGAUGCUGCAGACAGCAGUGAAGAUUGAAGUGAAGCAGGAGAUAAAAGAAGAAAUCACAACAGAGGAACAACAGACUGAUGAAGAUGAUGAUGAUGAACAGCAGAUGCUGCAGACACCAGUGAAGAUUGAAGUGAAGCAGGAGAUAAAAGAAGAAAUCACAACACAAGAACAACAGAGUGAUGAAGAUGAUAAUGAUGAUUUUGUUCCUUCAGGGCUGAUGGAAAUGCAAGAGGAAAGUCAAGAGCUGAAUGAAGAGGAGGAGAAACUUCAGUGUCAGAAACAUCAUGAUUUCACAAUUGGAGAAAAAUCAUUAAGCGGCUCGAAGACUAAGAAGAAUUUCUUACCAACGAAGCCUCAAAGAGUGGCCAAAAAUACUUUCACCUGCUCUCAGUGUGGAAAAUGUUUCACAUUUAAAAGCCGGCUUAAUAUACACAUGAAAGUUCAUACUGGAGAGAAACCUUUCACAUGCCAACAUUGUGGAAAAAGUUUCAGAGAUAAAAAACAUCUAAAUGUGCACUCAAGGGUUCACACUGGAGAAAAGCCUUUCACGUGUAAUCAGUGUGGAAGGAGUUUCACACGUAAAGAAAAUCUUGAUAUACACAAGAGAAUUCACACUGGAGAACGGCCUUUCACAUGCCAUCAUUGUGGAAAAGGUUUCACAGAUAAAGGAAAUCUUAAAAAGCACACAAGAGUUCAUACUGGUGAGAAGCGUUACUCAUGCCAUCUGUGUGGAAAGAGUUUCACACGUAAAGAUUAUCUUAAUAUACACACAAGAAUGCACACUGGAGAGAGGCCUUUUACAUGCCAUCAGUGUGGAGAAAGUUUCAUGGAUAAAAAAAACCUUGAUAACCACACAAGAAUCCACACAGGAGAGUGGUCUUUCACAUGCCAUAAGUGUGGAAAAGGUUUUGCAUCUGCAGCUAAUCUCAAAGAUCAUCUCCAACGUCACUCUAACGAAAGGCGAUUUAAAUGUGAUCAGUGUGGUAAAACUUUUUUUGCCGAUUCAGACCUAAAACGUCAUCUGAAAAUGCACACAAAAGAGGAGCCUUAAAACUGUUCUUUUUCUGGAAAGAAUAUUGUACACUUGUUUUGGUUGAAAGAGCACCAGAAAAUACAAAGCGAUGUGAGGGCUCAUAUGUGCUUUGAAUGUACACUGCCUGGCCAAAACAAAUAAAAUAGUGUGAAUUCAUUGUGGCAUUGUUUCAACAACUUUAUACAAUGUCACAACAUUUAUUUCCGUCCGAGUUGUAUUAAUUUUUGGAUCGAGAUCUUGUAUUGAUGAUGGGAGAGUUGAACCACUCCGUAAAGUCUUCUCCAGCACAUCCCAAAGACUUUCAAUGCAGCAAUUACAGCCUUGCAGACCUUUGGCUUUCUAGUUGUCAAUUUUUUUAGGUAAUCUGAAGAGAUUCCACCCCAUGCUUCCUGAAGCACCUCCCACAAGUUGGAUUGGCUUGAUGGGCACUUCUUACAUACCAUACGGUCAAGCUGCUCCUAGAACACCUCAAUAGGGUUGAGAUCUGGUGACUAAACUGGUCUUUCCAUUAUAGACAGAAAAACAGUGGACUGCUUCUUUCCUAAAUAGUUCUUGCUUAGUUUGGAGCUGUGUUUUGGGUCAUUGUCCUGUUGUAGGAGGAAAUUGGCUCAAUCAAGUGCCGCAUGGUGUUGCAAAAUGGAGUGAUAUCCUUCCUUCAAGAUCCCUUUUACCCUGUACCAAUCUCCCACUUUACCACCACUAAAGCACCCCUAGACCAUCACAUUGCCUCCACCAUGCUUGACAGAUGGUGUCAAGCAUUUCUCCAGCAUCUUUUCAUUUGGUCUGCAUCUCACAAACGUUCUCCUUUGUGAUCCGAACACCUCAAACUUAGAUUUGUCUGUCUAUAACACUUUUUCCAAUCUUUUUCUGUCCAGUGUCUGUGUUCUUUUGCCCAUCUUAAUCUUUUUAUUGGCCAGUCUGAGAUAUGGCUUAUUCUUUGCAACUCUGCCUAGAAGGCCAGCAAACCGGAGUCGCCUCUUCACUGUUGACAUUGAGACUGGUGUUUUGCGGGUACUAUUUAAUGAAGCUCCCAACUGAGGACCUGUGAGGCGUCAGUUUCUCAAACUAGACACUCUAAUGCAUUUGUCCUCCUGCUCAGUUGUGCACCGGGAGCUCCCACUCCUCUUUCUAUUCUGGUUAGUGCUUGUUUGCGCUGUUCUGUGAAGGGAGUAGUACACAGCUUUGUACACAGCAAUUUCUCACAUGGAAAAGCCUUCAUUUCUCAGAACAAGAUAGACUGACGAGUUUCAGAAGAAAAUUCUUUGUUUCUGGCCAUUUUGAGCCUGUAAUCAAACCCACAAUUGCUGAUGCUCCAGAUACUCAACUAGUCUAAAGAAGGCCAGAUUUAUUGCUUCUUUAAUCAGCACAACAUUUUUCAACUGUGCUAACAUAAUUGCAAAAUGGUUUUCUAAUGAUCAAUUAACCUUUUAGAAUGAUAAACUUGGAUUAGAAAAUACAACGUGCCAUUGGAACAUAGGACUGAUGGUUGCUGAUAUUGGGCCUCUGUACGCCUAUGUAGAUAUUCCAUUAAAAAUCAGCCGUUUCCAGCUACAAUAGUCAUUUACAACAAGAGACAGUACCAUUUUAACACUUGUAUUGACAUUGAAUUUACAAUGUUAUAUACUUGUAAAUCAUACAAAUUAUGCACAAACAAUCAUUUGUAGGAAUGUAGUAAGAGUAAUAAAUAUGUAAAUAUCAUGCAUUAUGAAAUAUUUGUAACUUCAAAAAACUAAUUUAACAAAUGGGUUAAAUUAACAAUCCUGUGCAAAAGACCUAACCCACAAACCUAAUUUUUUAAAUAGUACUUUUGAUAUAGUUGCAUAUAAAAGUUAUUUGUGGAAUUCUAUUUAAUAUUAUCAGGUUCCAACAUAUUAGGGUUGCUAAACGAACAAGAGCUGGUUGUGAUGCUUGUAUGAGAGUUGUUAUCGUUAUGGAGUGAUUGUAACAUCACUUAAUUUUAUGAAAUAAUCUGAAGUAAUGUUGAUGUUUACUUUCUGUUCUAAUUUGAUUUCUUCUAGUUUCCAAAUCAGAAAGAACUUGUGAUUUUGUAAAAUUUUAGCAAUAAAUCAACAAUUCUGAAAAAAUUAACAAUUUUAGCAGUUUUAUCGAUUCAUUUCCAUUGAUGCAGGUCUAUCUGACUCGUACACAACAUCUAGCUCUUAUAAAAUAUGUUGCAGUAAACAAUUGGUUCAAUGAAGAUAAUUGGAAGUGAAAAUGCUCCCCAUAUGCAGUUCUGUGAAACAUGACAAAAAUGACAGCAUCGUAGCAUUGGCGGAAGUGUGCAUUGGCGGUUGUUGCUUGAAAAAAACAAUUUAUCUGCUCUAGCACCCCUUGUGGCAAUGCUAAUACAGCGCAAACCUGUGUUAAUUAAUUACGAUCUGACAUAUUUUACAAUAGCUUGCAUAGCAAGAUACGUCUGCAUUCACGUACUUGCGUAUAGUAUGUUUUGGGCCUUAAAGCAGUGCUCUGAGAAUCGUAUACAGCUCAUGCACCUUGGAUAUUUAUGCAUGAAUGCAGAUGCACCUUGCUACGCAAGCUCGAUUUCACACGUUGUUGCAUUGUGAAAUGUGUCAGCACAAUUCAUAACCUAAUGCACUGUAUUCUAAGCAUUGCCGCAAGGGGCGCUAUAUCAGUUUUAAAUUUUUCAAACAACCACUGUCAUGGUGGCGCAGCGUUUGAUGAGAGUCUUGCCGGUAGAUACUGUUUCGGAUGCGGGUAGUACAGCGAGCAACACGCACACUUUGGUGUUGACUGAAGAGACCCCUGCAGCAGGUCUCGGCGGCAUACGCAGCAAAGCGACACCACUCUCCCGUUCCUGUUAGGGUUUCAAAUAAUUUCUCCUCACUCAGUGAUGCACCCACUGAGGAUCAUGUCGAAAGAGCCCGUGUUAUUGGUGACUCUAUUGUAAGGAACGUGGAAAUAGAGACUUUAGUCACCAUAGUUAAAUGCAUUUUGGGGGCUCGAGCAUCUGACAUCAGAUCAAAUUUAGUGCUGGCUAAUGCUAAACGUAGAUUUUUUUUUAAAUUGUUAUUUAAAGAUAAUGUUAAAGAGGUGUUUGAACUUGCAAAAAUGAUGUCAGAAUAGCAUAGGAU